AUGAAUGACAGGACAUGGCCUGGCCUCCAAUGCGGGGCUGUGUACUGUGUGUAUUGUGUACUGUGGUGUGUGGUGUGUCUGUCAUGUGCGCCUGGGUGCUGCCAUGUGCUAGUAAGCAUAGCACUUACUAGUGCCGACAUACCGUGUAAUGCACAGAAUCUGUUCUUGGCGCACAUGGCCACCAAGGGCCGGAAAUUGCUGUGGGAAGUGCUGCAAUCGGAAACUGCAAGCAGGAAUUCAGUUGCAGGGCGUGGCCAACGUUGUCCUAACUCAUCUACAGUUGCAGCACUAGCAAGGCUGUCCGAUGCGUCCCCACACACUUUCCAUUCUCUCGACAAUGAUGCUUGUAAGGAUGGUUUCCCUUGA
Ostreobium quekettii is the source of this 366-nucleotide messenger RNA. The record is from the annotation of a GenBank genome assembly. Lineage: Eukaryota; Viridiplantae; Chlorophyta; Ulvophyceae; Bryopsidales; Ostreobiaceae.